Euleptes europaea (tarantolino) is the source of this 4000-nucleotide messenger RNA. It is a transcript of the gene SIK3, whose product is annotated as SIK family kinase 3. Gene Ontology annotation, cellular component: cytoplasm. Gene Ontology annotation, molecular function: ATP binding; tau-protein kinase activity; protein serine/threonine kinase activity. NCBI's taxonomy places the organism in Eukaryota, Metazoa, Chordata, Lepidosauria, Squamata, Sphaerodactylidae. Gene Ontology annotation, biological process: microtubule cytoskeleton organization; protein phosphorylation; intracellular signal transduction. The transcript has 25 exons. The record is from RefSeq and is a predicted model, not a curated record. Bases 251 to 3910 code for a protein of 1219 amino acids.
CGGCCCCCCCUCCUCGUCCCCGGCGGCCGGGCCCCGCCUGCCCCCCCCGGCCCCGCCGCCCUCGGCCCGCCCGCCGGGCCCCGCGCGCAUCGGCUACUACGAGGUGGAGCGCACCAUCGGCAAGGGCAACUUCGCCGUCGUCAAGCUGGCCACGCACCUCGUCACGCGCGCCAAGGUUGCCAUAAAGAUCAUUGAUAAGACGCAGCUGGAUGAAGAGAACCUCAAGAAGAUCUUCAGAGAAGUUCAGAUUAUGAAGAUGCUCUGCCAUCCACACAUCAUCAGAUUGUAUCAGGUUAUGGAGACAGAACGGAUGAUUUAUCUGGUAACAGAAUAUGCCAGUGGAGGGGAAAUAUUUGAUCACUUGGUAGCCCAUGGACGAAUGGCUGAAAAAGAAGCCCGGAAGAAGUUCAAGCAGAUCGUAGCUGCCGUCCAUUUCUGCCACUGUCGGAAUAUUGUCCACAGAGACCUGAAGGCCGAGAAUCUGCUUCUGGAUGCAAAUCUGAACAUCAAAAUAGCAGAUUUUGGAUUCAGUAACAUCUUCACACCUGGUCAGCUGCUGAAGACCUGGUGUGGAAGUCCCCCUUAUGCUGCUCCGGAGCUCUUUGAAGGAAAGGAGUACGACGGACCGAAGGUGGACAUUUGGAGCCUUGGCGUGGUGCUCUACGUGCUGGUCUGCGGGGCCCUGCCUUUCGACGGGAGCACGCUGCAGAACCUGCGGGCAAGGGUGCUGAGCGGGAAGUUUCGCAUUCCGUUUUUCAUGUCCACAGAGUGUGAGCACCUGAUCCGCCACAUGCUGGUGCUGGACCCGAGCAGGCGGCUCUCCAUGGAGCAGAUCUGCAAACACAAGUGGAUGAAACUUGGCGAGGUGGAUGCGGAGUUUGACGUGCUCAUAGCGGAGUGUCAUCAUUUGAAGGUUGAGAGGCAGAUGGAACCCCUGAAUGAUGAGGUGCUGCUUGCCAUGGCAGAGAUGGGGCUGGACAAGGAGCGCACCCUCCAGUCCUUACAGACAGACGCCUACGAUCACUACAGUGCAAUCUACAGCUUGCUUUGUGACCGCCUGAAGAGGCACAAGAACUUGCGCAUUGGCACCCCGCCCAGCCUUCCACGGACCAUGACCUUCCCUGCACCGGCGAGCAUCCAGGCGGAGCAGGCAAGUAACACGGUGAGCAUCAACGUGCCACAGGUGCAGCUCAUCAACCCUGAGAACCAAGUAGUGGAGACGGAUGGCACAAUGAACCUGGACAGUGAUGAAGGCGAAGAGCCAUCCCCUGAAGCUCUGGUCCGCUACCUCUCCAUGAGAAGACACACGGUGGGAGUGGCAGACCCUCGGACGGAGGUGAUGGAGGAUCUGCAGAAGCUGCUGCCGGGUUUCCCACGCAUCACACCGCAGGCUGCCUUCUUGCAGGUGGCUCCAAACAUGAACAUGGCUGCCAAUAUGCUUCCCAUGCAGCACCUGCAACCCACUGGCCAGCUGGAAUACAAGGAGCAGUCCUUGCUGCAGCCUCCAACCCUGCAGCUGCUGAAUGGCAUGGGGCCUCUUGGGCGACGGGCGUCGGACGGAGGAGCCAACAUCCAGUUGCACGCACAGCAGCUCUUGAAGCGUCCUCGGGGCCCUUCUCCGCUUGUUACCAUGACACCAGCAGUGCCCGCCGUGACUCCCGUGGAUGAGGAGAGUUCAGAUGGGGAGCCAGAUCAGGAAGCCGUGCAGAGAUACUUGGCCAGUCGGUCAAAAAGGCACACUCUGGCCAUGACCAGCCCCAGCGCUGAAACCCCACCCGACUUGCAGAGGCAGCUAGGACAGCAGCCCUUCCGCUCCCGGGCGUCACACCUGGCACCUGAACAGCACCGCUACAUCUACAAGGAUUCCAACACCCUGCACCUUCCCACGGAGCGGUUCUCUCCAGUUCGCCGUUUCUCAGAUGGGGCAGCCAGCAUCCAGGCAUUCAAGGCCCAGCUGGAGAGGAUGGGCAACCACAGCAGCAUCAAACAGCUGCAGCAGGAGUGCGAGCAGCUCCAGAAGAUGUACGGGGGGCACAUGGACGAGAGGACCCUGGAGAAGACACAACAGCAACACUUCCUCUACCAGCAGGAGCAGCACCAGCAGAUCCUGCAGCAGCACCUUCAGGAUUGUGUCCGUCCUCCGCAGCCCUCGCCACCACUGCAAGCUCCGGGAGAAAACCAGCCAGCUCUUCUCACCCACCAGCUGCAGAGGUUAAGGAUCCAGCCGUCCAGCCCCCCUCCGACCCACCCCAGCAACCACCUGUUCAGGCAGACGGACAGCAGCCCCCCUCCCACCAGCAGCAGCCUCCUCCAGAGCCACAGUGCCGCCUCGCAGUCCCAGUUCCAAGGGAUGCCCUCUCACGGUGCCCUCUUCCAGCAGUCUGGCAAUUGCUCCCCUCCCCCCACCAUGGCUCUAUCCUGCCUGGGCAUGCCGCAGCCGGGCCAAGGGCAGCCAGUUGCCAUCCAAGUGCAGGAACCCGGAGACGUGCUCGCGGGCCAGCUCCAGAUGCACCACCGCGCCAGUCUGAUGGCCUCCCUGACUUACGGGCACCGGCCCCUUUCCAAGCAGCUCAGCACAGACAGUGCGGAGACACACAGGUAUUCCCCCUCUGGCUAUGACCAGGUGCACUUGCAUCCCCACCUGUUUUCGGAGCAGGCCCGAGUUUCUCCAAGCAACUACAACCCGGCCCCUACGGUGGGCUUCCCCCCGACGCAGUUGGAGCAGUUCCCCACCUUCCCCCAGAGCGCUCAUCAGCAGCACUACGCCACCUCCGCCCUGCAGCAGGCUCUGCUCUCCCCGACCCCACCGGACUACAGCCGGCACCAGCAAGUCCCGCACAUCCUGCGCGGCCUGCUGUCACCCCGGCACUCGCUCACAGGCCACGCGGACUUGCGGCUGCCUGCGGCAGAGGUUGCGCAGCUGAUCAAGAGGCGGCAGCAGCAGCAGCAGCAGCAGCAGCAAGAGGUUCAGGAGCUGAUGCGGCACAUGAGCCAAGGGGAGGCCGGGCAUGUGGCCGCCCACGGGCCCCAUAAACUCUCUGAGCACCAGUCCUUGUCUUUGCCUUAUCAGAAUACUGACACCUACCACCACCACCACCACCACCACCACCAUCAGCACCACCACACCAGCCCCCAGCACCUCUUGAAAGUGAGGGCCCAUGAAUGUAUCCAGCAGGUCCCAGCCUCCGUGCCGGCCCACGGGUAUGCCCCCCAGCCCACCCUAGUCCACUCGGAGAGCAUGGAGGAGGAGGCGGCGGAGGAGGAGGACUGUGUGUGCGAGGGGGACAGGGACUGUUUCCCCGACCAUCAGACCAAAGGUUGCCACGAGGCGUCGCUGCUCUUGGGCCUCAGUGGGCCCGGGGACCCUGGGUCCGUGCUUGGGACUGCUAAGCACGAGCAGGAGUUGGGGACUCACCUGUACAGCCACCACCCAGCUGCCGCCUUCAGUCGGAAUAAGGUGCCCUACAGAGACUCCAUGGUCACAAGUAGCAUGGAAAGAAACUCUCCAGGGGAAGCUGUGGAGAUGCCAGCUGUCGACGGGCCCGUAGCGUACGCUGCAAGACCGGUUUCUGGUGCCCCCCACAGAGCCCGGCCUCUGCAGAGACACCACACCAUACAGAACAGCGAUGAUGCCUAUGUGCAACUGGACACACUGCCGGGCAUGAGUCUCAUGGCGGGGAAGGCCUUGAGCUCUGCGCGCAUGUCGGACGCUGUGCUGGGCCAGUCGCCGCUCCACGACAGGGAGAGUGCAGAAUGUGGGGAGAACUUGGAGGGUGAAGAGCAGCCCAGUCUAGGAGACGGCAGCCAGCAUUUGAACACCUCUUGCUACCCCUCCACGUGUAUUACUGAUGUCCUGCUGAGUUACAAACACCCAGAGAUGCCCUUUGGGAUGGAGCAGGCUGGGGUCUAGAGAGCAGGCAGGCUACAGGAUGCGGACAGCUGUGCAACAAAAAGGUCCAUUUCAAAACGACAGUAUCUUGCAGCCUUGCACCAGACGGCC